This is a messenger RNA of Ostrinia furnacalis (Asian corn borer), 4310 nucleotides long. RefSeq names its product wing disc-specific protein (gene Cb10). The transcript has 3 exons. Bases 48 to 4187 code for a protein of 1379 amino acids. NCBI's taxonomy places the organism in Eukaryota, Metazoa, Arthropoda, Insecta, Lepidoptera, Crambidae. The record is from RefSeq and is a predicted model, not a curated record.
CUCGGCGCGGUGUCGUAAGAGCAUUACGUUUCGGGAGCUUCGCAAUUAUGGAGCUCACAGUGUGUGCCAUUGUGUCGGUCCUGGUGACCUUACAACCUGUGUUGGGCACCCCCCAUGGAUAUGGAGUGAAGAACGGCGCGGUUGCUCAAGCCGUGGCCGGUGCUGCUGCUGGUGCCUUCUCCGGAGCAGCCGCCCUGCCCAUCGCCUUGCCCCACGGCGCCGGUUUCUCAGGCAGUUACUCCAAGUCCUCAUCAUCCAGCUUCGCAUCAUCUAGCGCUAGUUCCAGUUCAAGUUCCUUCAGUUUUUCUGGUUCAGGAAUACCAGGAGCAAUCGGAGGUUGCACGACAGGCAUUUGUCAAAAUGGUGACGGUGCGCACGCGGGUGCUUCGAAUGGAAAUUUGAACGGGUUCACACAUAAUGGGGCGACCGGUCUCGCUGCUGCACAAGCAGGUGCUAUUGCAGGAUCCCAGUCAUAUAACAAAGGCGGCGUAGUUCCAUCGUGCUCGGGAGCUGAUUGCCCCAAACAAAGUGACGCUGACUGUAAAGGCCCCAAUUGUAGUGAUUCUGAUAAGUGUGAAUCUGGACAAUGUGGACCUUCAACGUAUAAUAAUCAAAUUAAAGGAGGAUCAAACGCGGGUGCUUCGAAUGGAAAUUUUAAUGGGUUCACACAUAAUGGGGCGGCCGGUCUCGCUGCUGCACAAGCCGGUGCUAUUGCAGGAUCCCAGUCAUAUAACAAAGGCGGCGUAGUUCCAUCGUGCUCGGGAGCUGAUUGCCCCAAACAAAGUGACGCUGACUGUAAAGGCCCCAAUUGUAGUGAUUCUGAUAAGUGUGAAUCUGGACAAUGUGGACCUUCAACAUAUAAUAAUCAAAUUAUUGGAGGAUCGGCAGAAGCACAAGACAGCUCUUCAAGCUUAAGUAACAAUCUGAAUACUGAGUACAAUAGUAAAUGCACAUCGGGUGAUUGUGGUACAACGCCACAUAAAGAGGCAUCACCUUCAAGUUAUAAUCCCUCGAACAACUGCGCAUCUGGGCAGUGCGGACCAUCUUCAAGCACUGGAGGUGUAUCUCCCGCUUAUGGCGUUAGUAGUUACUCCAGCGGCCCUAGUGAAAAAUGCAGCUCAGGUCAAUGUGGACCAUCACCGGGAACCGGAAGUGUAACACCCAGCUUUGGUGGCAACAGCUAUCCUAGCGGCCCUAAAGAAAAAUGCACCUCGGGACAAUGCGGGCCUUUACCAGGAUCCGUAAGUUCCGGAAGUGUAACACCCAGCUUUGGUGGCAACAGUUACCCUAGCGGGCCGAAUGUAUCUCCAGCCAUUGGCGGCAACAGUUACCCCAGCGGCCCUAAUGAGAAAUGUACCUCAGGACAAUGCGGGCCGUCAACAGGAACCGGGAGUGUAACUCCAGCUUUUGGUGGCAAUAGUUACCCCAGCGGACCGAAUGGAACUCCAACUUUUGGUGGCAAUAGUUACCCCAGCGGCCCUAAUCAGAAAUGCACAUCGGGACAAUGUGGGCCAUCACAAGGAUCCGGAAGUGUCACACCCAGCUUUGGUAGCAACAGCUAUCCAAGCGGCCCUAAUGAGAAAUGUACCUCAGGACAAUGUGGGCCAUCAACAGGAACCGGGAGUGUAACUCCAGCUUUUGGUGGCAAUAGUUACCCCAGCGGCCCGAAUGUAACUCCAGCCUUUGGCGGUAAUAGUUACCCCAGCGGCCCUAAUGAGAAAUGCACAUCGGGACAAUGUGGGCCAUCACCAGGAUCCGGAAGUUCCGGAACCGUAACACCCACCUUUGGUGGCAACAGUUAUCCCAUCGGCUCAAAUGAGAAAUGCACCUCAGGACAAUGUGGUCCGUCAACAGGAACCGGGAGUGUAACUCCAGCCUUUGGCAGCAACAGUUACCCCAGCGGCCCGAAUGUAACUCCAACUUUUGGCAGCAGCAGUUACCCCAGUGGCUCGAAUAAAACUCCAACCUUUGGCAGCAACAGUAACCCCAGCGGCCCUAAUGAGAAAUGUACCUCAGGACAAUGCGGGCUGUUAACAGGAACCGGCAGUGUAACUCCAACCUUUAGCAGCAACAGUUACCCCAGCGGUCCAAAUGAGAAAUGCACUUCAGGACAAUGUGGGCCGUCAGCAGGAGCCGGAGGUGUAACUGCAGCCUUUAGCAGCAACAGUUACUCCAGCGGUCCUAAUGAAAAAUGCACAUCAGGACAAUGUGGACCGACGCAGGGCUCCGGAAGUGUACCUUCUGCUUUUGGUGAAAAUUAUAACUCCAAUAAACCUAACGAUAAAUGUACCUCAGGGCAAUGUGGAUCUUUGCCAGCAAACGGUAAUUCAUCUCCAAAUUACGCUUCUAACAAUAAACACGACAUCCCUAUAAAUACACCUAGAGGCACUACUCCGAAACCAAGUAACUAUCCAUCUCAAGGUUUCAAUAAUAAUCCGGGAUUUACUAGUCAAAGUGGUUCUGGGUGUCCUUUUGGAAACUGUGGAACAUUGCCAUCAUCAAAUCCUACAACAUCUUACUCGUAUGUCCAGGGUUCAACAAACACCUACUCUAAACCAAACUAUUCCAAUCAAAAUUCAGUAGGUUGUACUACUCCCGAUUGCGAUAAUGGCGCUUAUAACCCUCAUGCGUCUGCUCCAAGCAGCGCUUCAGCCCCAACUUAUAAUAAACCUGCUACGUAUUUAACAGCGCCUAAACAGGCUCCAUCGUGUACGUCGCCAAACUGUCAACCAGCUGUUAUAAGCCCUGGAUAUAAUCCAUCUAGACCUAUUACACCAGGAACUGGAGAUUAUCCUAAUAUUCAAACAAUUGCGCAAACACCUAUCUGCACCAACGGUAACUGUGGUCAAAGUCAACCACUCUACCCUAGCAGUUAUUCGGUACCUUUGAUUCCCAGUCAGCAAAACUCUGCCUAUAGACCAUCAGAGCCUAAAUGUACUUCAGCAAACUGUGGUGCAAAUAACCCUUCAGCACCAUCAAUUGUCCCUGUAAAUGAGCCUAGUAAUUACCCAACUACUCAACAACAGAUACCACAUAAAGGUGUUCCUAGUUUCAAACCAUCUUCACCUCAAGACGCUCCAUCAGUUCCAACUUAUACUUCGAAUCAACCCCCUAAAGCAACAUCUGCUCCUGUAUACAAUAAUCCAAAAGACGAUGGUUCUAUUCCUCCUUUCGUUGCUCUGACCCCACCAAAUUGUAGUGGAUCUACAUGUCCUGACAGUCCCUUGAAACAACCUAAUUACAACCAAAAUGCUGUCAGCACCGCUUCCGCGGGAUCUUCGUCAACCGGUUCCAACUAUGUUGGAACUUACAACACUGGAAGUCAAAAUCUAGGUCCCAAAAAACCUGAAAAGAACCCAUAUCUGGGUGGGUUUGGAGCUCCUCCUGGACUGCUGAAACCAAAUGACUUCACCCUGCCCAGUAGCAUACCAACCACUAAUAGCAAACCGACUACAUCUGCUGUGCCUAGCUCAGUCCCAUGUACAACUGGUAACUGUAACACUUCUCCUGGUCAGCCCCAACAUGGACAUAUUGAAGGUGGAAAUGCAAUUGCCAAACCAGAAGGAACAUACAACUCAGCUCCGUGCUCAUCAGGAAAUUGUGGUUCUCAAAAUAAACAAAGCGGUACACUGCACUUAAACGGUGCUAAUGCUGCAGCAGGAGCUGUUGCGUCAGCUAAUGCAGUUGCUUAUUCUGGAGGAUUCGGUGGCCCACCAGGGUUUUUAAAACCUUUCGAUGACGGAAAAUCCGCAGGUGGUGCGACACUGUCAAGUAGUAAAAUCCCGGUCAGUGCAUCAGGCUUAAGUGGUGGUAAUUUUCCAGCAAGUGGAAUUCAUAAUACUGUGAGCAAUGGAGGUUUGAUCGGGGCUGGAGCUCAAUCAGCUGCUUUCGCUGGGGCUAGUGCAGGUGCAUUUGGCGGAUCUUCCUAUGGUCACAAUGCUCUUGGUAGCCAGGGAUCAACUGGUGGUUGUGGCGGUGGAUGCAAUGGAAGCGGAUCCUUUGGCUCUGGGAAAAGCUUGAAUGUUAAUACUGGCCAUCACAAAGGUGGAUAUAACGACGAUUUGUAUGGAGGAAUCAGUGCAGCGGGUGCUGUAGCUAAAUCCAAUGCUGCUAGUUUCGGAGGCAGCUUCGCCACCGCUCAUGCUUCAUCAUCAGCAGCAACAAAAGGAGGUUACGGUAGAAGAUAAACUUUAUUCCAAAUAAUGGAGAUUUUAUGGACUUUUAAUAUCAACCAAACUGUUUGUGACGUAUCUUGUGAUAAAAUUAAAUUAGAUUAAGUAGUCAGUCAAUAAACGGUAUAGUAGUAGUUU